Parnassius apollo (apollo) is the source of this 591-nucleotide messenger RNA. The record is from the annotation of a GenBank genome assembly. NCBI's taxonomy places the organism in Eukaryota, Metazoa, Arthropoda, Insecta, Lepidoptera, Papilionidae.
AUGCCACAGUGUUGUGCAGUGCCUAUGUGUGCAAAUAAAAAAGGAGGGCAUAAGUUCCCUACAGAAGAUAAAAACCGAUUAAAACAGUGGCUUGUAGCCAUUCGCAGAGAUAAAUUUACUCCAACGAAAAAUAGCCUCGUUUGCAAAAGCCACUUCACAAAGGAUGAUUACCAGCUACCGAAGGACUCAGUAUUAGAAAAACCCAGGCCUGUGUUGAAAAAAUGUGCAGUGCCAAGUCGAUUCCCAUGGAUUGACCAAAAUUCUAGUUUGCAUCAAAAAAAGAAGGAGCGGCAUCAAAGGCGUUUGGCGCGAAAUGAAAGGAAAAUUAGUGUCCAAGUACACAUAAACAAUGAAAAAGAGAAGGAUGACACCUUCCUCAUGGAAACUACAAACUUUUUCGAAGUAGAAAUUGAAUUCGAGAAGAAACAGAAUGAUGUUGGUAUCCAAUGUGAUUUAUGUGGAAGUGAUAAUCUCAAAACACUUAAAGAAUGUCUUCAAAAUGAAAAUAAAAAUAAAAAAUCUUCAAUUGCAAAUGUGCUAGAUAACCAAUGCGGCCGAAGUACAGUUUUAUACUGGUUUCCAAGAUUAUGA